Messenger RNA from Hydatigera taeniaeformis, 945 nucleotides. The record is from the annotation of a GenBank genome assembly. NCBI's taxonomy places the organism in Eukaryota, Metazoa, Platyhelminthes, Cestoda, Cyclophyllidea, Taeniidae.
AUGCUGCGCUAUGAGGCCAACGCACAGGUCAAAAUUGUCAUGACCUCGGGAAAGGCAGAGAUUUUUGGCACAGAACUCGUUUGUGGCACCGAUCUUGAUCUGCAGGAAGGUGAAAGGGGGACCGUUGUCACUUUUCACGGCUGUAAAAUCACUGUCAAAGGCUCGGGACUCGACGCUUUCGUAAUGGAUGCUGUUGAAGAUCAUGAUCUUCUCCACGUCUACGUUAACAUUCAUGCGAAUCUUCAGGAAGCCCGUAAGAAGGCUACAGAAGACCAAUCUCGUGGGCCUCGUGUUUUGGUAUGUGGACCUGAAAAUGUCGGCAAAUCUGUCCUCUGCAGGACCUUGGUAAACUACGCUGCUAGACGUGGUUCAAAACCAGUCCUCGUUGACGUCAAUGUUGGUCUGAAUCAGAUCUGUAUUCCGUCAACCAUCGCGGCUCUGGCAGUCACAAAGCCAUAUGAUCUGUUGGAGGGGUGGGGUUUGGAGGAAGAUCCCUUAGUGAACCAAUUGGCUGAGCUGGUUAACAUACGAUCAGAGAAUGAUAGCAAGGUGUUUUCAAGUGGAUGCAUUAUAAAAAUGGGUGGCUUCUCAAAAACACCGGAAAGAAAGGAGACGGGUUUGGAGGCUAUUCGGGCAACAGCGACAGCUUUUGAAGUGGACAUAGUUUUGGUCAUUGAGGAUGGCUUUCUAAGCACUUUCUUGCAAGAGGACUUGCUAAAGGAUGUUACUAUAAUUCGAUUGCCGAGAUCUUCCGGUGCUGUUAACUUUACCCCUAAGCAGUCAAUGCGUCAACGUGAUAUGCGAAUUAGUGCCUACUUCCAUGGCGAAAAUUUUAAACGGCGACUGCAUCCUCACCACCUGAAGCUCUCCGCUAGUGAGGUGUGUCAGGUUUUAGCGGCAUGUCCCAAAUUCCUUUUCAUGUUUCUUGUACUAUUUCGUUGUUAA